UUUUCGAAGUCAAAAAACGAAAAACGACACAAAAAUUCAGCAAAUUUUUAGAAAGAGGCAAUCAACGACUUAGAAAUGGGAAAAACUACAGCAAAUACCCGAACAAGAUUAAGAGAUAAAAAUGCACCAAAAAUACCCAUGAAUGCCUACAGUCGUUAUUUUAAAGCUAGCGUAAGUAAUAGUAGAAGGGAAGGUAAAAAUACAAGAGAAGUUAGCAGCAAAAUAGCCAAGCAAUGGUCAACAAUGACUGCUGAAGAAAAAAAGCCUUAUUUUGAUGAGUAUAAUCGAGAAAAAGAAAUUUAUUAUGAACGAAUGAAGGAAUAUAAAGAAACUGAACAAUACAAAGAAUUUCAAAAAAUAAAAUUGGAGAAGAAGAAACGAGCAAGAAGAAAGAGCCGUUUAAGUGUAGAUCAAGAAGAAUGUUCAUCAACUUCUAAUUUAUCUGUUCAUCCUCCAAACGAAAUUAAAAUUUUUUCUCAAGAAUUUCUUGAUUACAACAAAAAACAAGAAAAUACACUCAAAACUCUGAGGAAUAAAAAGAAUAAUAUUACAAAUGAAUGUAACAAUAUUUAUGAACAUUUCGUUUUUACAAAUGAACAAUUAAAAUAUUUAAAUGAAAGUAUUAAAGAAAAAGAGGAAUAUUUUAAAGAAUUGGAAUUGUUUGAAAGAAAAACUUUAAACGAUAUUUUGGACGCUUUAGACAAGGCAAAUUUAUUAGACCCAUUAAAAAUUAAAAAACAGUCAAUUACUCUUGAAGAAAUUUUGAAAAUCUUCACUGACUCACAAACAAAUAAAGAAAUUUUUAAUAAAAUACGUCAAAGUUUCAAAGGUCUUCAUUUUGAUUUUUCACAAAUAUUAUUUGAAGAGACAAAAUAA
Molecule: messenger RNA, 876 nt
Organism: Meloidogyne enterolobii
Lineage: Eukaryota; Metazoa; Nematoda; Chromadorea; Rhabditida; Meloidogynidae
Source: the annotation of a GenBank genome assembly